Phlebotomus papatasi is the source of this 1116-nucleotide messenger RNA. RefSeq names its product AN1-type zinc finger protein 2A. Bases 177 to 785 code for a protein of 202 amino acids. Gene Ontology annotation, cellular component: endoplasmic reticulum; cytoplasm. Lineage: Eukaryota; Metazoa; Arthropoda; Insecta; Diptera; Psychodidae. Gene Ontology annotation, biological process: protein targeting to ER; proteasome-mediated ubiquitin-dependent protein catabolic process. The transcript has 2 exons. Gene Ontology annotation, molecular function: zinc ion binding. The record is from RefSeq and is a predicted model, not a curated record.
UACUUUGUGGUGUUUCGCUAGUCAUUGCAAUCAGGGUAAUCAGUCAUCAGAGAAAGUGCGAGAAACUAUUGAAUUACUAUAAAAUAGUGUAAAAAAUUUGUGAUUUGCAUCAUUUUGCAUCAAGUCAUUGCCAAGACAUCUCAGUUUAUUAAAAAAUUACCAAAAACUAGUGAAAAAUGGAAUUUCCAGAACUAGGAAAACAAUGCCAAGUGGCAGAUUGUCAGAGGCUAGACUUCCUGCCCGUUAAAUGUGACGCCUGCAACAAGAUUCUCUGUUCUGAUCACUAUAGCUAUGAGAGACAUUCUUGUACAUCUGUCCGGAAGAAGAAUGUCCAGGUACCAGUGUGUCCACUCUGCAAUGAACCCGUGCCUACGCCUAGUGAUGUCUCUCCAGACCUCACUGUAGGUCGUCACAUCGAUCAGUUCUGUCGUUCUGACCGGAAGCCAGUGUUUACCAAUCGCUGCUCCUUCCCAGGCUGCAGACAAAAAGAGCUAGUACCGAUUCUCUGUCAGCAGUGCAGGAAGAACUAUUGUAUCAAACACAGACACUUUGGGGAUCAUCGAUGUGCUGGGAAUGCACAGAAACCUCAAGGAGGCAUCUUCAGGGAAGCUAGACCCGAUCCAGCUCAAGCUCGACGCAUUCAAGGCAAUAUGACGGAGGAUGAGGCUCUAGCUCAUGCCUUAGCCCUUUCCAUGCAGGAGCAGGGACGACAACAACCACCCCCUGUGGCGUGUGGAGGGGCCCAGAGUAGUUCAAGUACCAAGGACAAGUGUUCACUGUCGUGAUGGGCCAUUUGUUUACCACUCAAUUGAAUUGUCUACACUCAUUCUCUACAUCAGACAAUUCCAAUGAGAAAACUAUAGGGACGUAAUUAGCUUGAUAGGUAAAUUGUAAUUUUUCUGCCAAGAACUCUUUUAUCCUGAUAUAUUCACGAUCUUCAGAUCAAAUUCUUGUUAAAAUUAUUAAAGUUUCAAAUUAUUAUACCAAUGUAUUUUGAUGAAUUUUAUUCAAAUUUAAAUUUACUAUUUUUUAUGCAAAAAAAAAGAUAAAAAACGGUUUCAUUUUGUAAAAUUUACUGCUAAAACUUAAAAAUAAAUAAAUAAAUUAGAAUCAUUC